This is a messenger RNA of Trametes versicolor FP-101664 SS1, 1344 nucleotides long. RefSeq names its product alpha1 tubulin. The record is from RefSeq and is a predicted model, not a curated record. Gene Ontology annotation, biological process: nuclear division; nuclear migration by microtubule mediated pushing forces; microtubule cytoskeleton organization. Gene Ontology annotation, cellular component: nucleus; microtubule; spindle. The transcript is spliced from 7 exons. Bases 1 to 1344 code for a protein of 447 amino acids. Gene Ontology annotation, molecular function: structural constituent of cytoskeleton; GTP binding. Lineage: Eukaryota; Fungi; Basidiomycota; Agaricomycetes; Polyporales; Polyporaceae.
AUGCGUGAAGUCAUCUCCGUACACGUUGGUCAGGCCGGUGUCCAGAUCGGUAACGCCUGCUGGGAACUUUACACCGUUGAACACGGUCUUGGUCCCGAUGGUCGUCUUAUCGAUACCUCGCCCUCCCACCACGAUGAUGGCUUCAGCACCUUCUUCUCGGAGACCUCCUCUGGCAAGCACGUGCCUCGGUCGCUUUACGUCGAUCUCGAGCCCAAUGUCAUCGACGAGGUUCGGAAUGGUACCUACAGGAGUCUCUUCCACCCGGAGACUCUCGUGACGGGCAAGGAAGAUGCUGCUAGCAACUACGCCCGUGGCCACUACACGGUGGGCAAGGAGCAGAUCGACCUCGUCAUGGACAAGAUUCGCCGUCUGUCCGACAACUGCAAUGGGCUCCAGGGCUUCUUUGUGUUCCACUCGUUUGGCGGUGGAACCGGCUCUGGGUUCGGCGCUCUCGUUCUUGAGCGCCUCUCCACCGACUAUGGCAAGAAGUCCAAGCUGGAGUUCAGCGUGUACCCUGCGCCGACGAUGGCGAACUCCAUUGUUGAGCCUUACAACUCCGUUCUCACCACGCACACCACACUUGAGCACUCCGACUGCUCCUUCAUGGUUGACAACGAGGCCAUUUACGACAUCUGCAAGAAGCGUUUGAACAUCAGCUCGCCCGGCUUCGCCAACCUGAACAGGCUCAUCGCCCAGGUCGUCUCCUCGAUCACCGCGUCCCUCCGUUUCGAUGGCUCCUUGAACGUUGACUUGAACGAGUUCCAGACCAACCUUGUUCCCUUCCCUCGUAUCCACUUCCCCCUCGCCACCUUCGCGCCUAUCAUCUCGGCCGAGAAGGCCCACCAUGAGCAGAACUCUGUCAUUGACAUGACGUUCUCGUGCUUCGAGGCUGGUAACCAGAUGGUGAAGUGCGACCCCCGCGAGGGCAAGUACAUGGCUUGCGCUUUGCUCUACCGCGGCGACGUUGUUCCCAAGGACACCAACGCCGCCGUCAGCCUGAUCAAGACGAAGCGCACGAUCCAGUUCGUCGACUGGUGCCCUACCGGCUUCAAGCUCGGUAUCUGCAACGAGCCUCCCGCGCACAUCCCCGGCGGUGACCUUGCCAAGGUCACUCGCUCCCUGUGCAUGCUCUCGAACACCACCGCCAUCUCGGCCGCGUGGAGUCGUCUUGACCACAAGUUCGACCUCCUCUACUCGAAGCGUGCUUUCGUCCACUGGUACGUCGGUGAGGGCAUGGAGGAGGGCGAGUUCUCCGAGGCUCGCGAGGAUCUCGCUGCCCUCGAGAAGGACUACGAGGAGGUUGGCAUUGACUCGGCCGACGCUGAGGAGGUUGGCGAGUACUAG